AUGGGCAGGCAAAAUCAACAGUUUUCUUCAUCUGCUGGAUCAGAAACAGUGCAUGGUCCUGAUUUGGUUUCCAACAAAUUAUCUGCUAGUCAUUGUGGAAUAGAAGGAACAGGUGGAUUUUUUUAUGAAGAUUAUGUGAAAACUGCUCCAUUACUGGAUAGCUGCUUGAAGUUGUAUCAGGAAGUGAGAAAGGUGGCUGCAAACUGUGAUAUUGUUGUAAAACCAACUGUACACAACGAGUCGAAUCUGUGCAAACGAAAGAACCCUCCUAUGGGUUGGGUUAGGGUGAAUGUUGACGGUGCAGUUAGGGAAAGAGAUGGAGUUACUGUUUGUGGUGGGAUUAUUCGAAAUGAUCAGGGUGAAUGGAUCUUUGGGUUCUCAAGAAGUUUGGGAGUGUGUUCUCCAUUUGGGCUGAACUUUGGACACCACAUGAUGGAUUGA
Hibiscus syriacus is the source of this 441-nucleotide messenger RNA. RefSeq lists its product as uncharacterized. The transcript has 2 exons. Lineage: Eukaryota; Viridiplantae; Streptophyta; Magnoliopsida; Malvales; Malvaceae. The coding region runs from base 1 to 441 and encodes 146 amino acids. The record is from RefSeq and is a predicted model, not a curated record.